Molecule: messenger RNA, 1318 nt
Organism: Thrips palmi
Lineage: Eukaryota; Metazoa; Arthropoda; Insecta; Thysanoptera; Thripidae
Product: 70 kDa peptidyl-prolyl isomerase-like
Exons: 3
Coding region: 251-1231 (326 amino acids)
Molecular function (GO): protein binding
Source: RefSeq, a predicted model, not a curated record
AUGAAUGGCCAGUAGUUCCCUCGCCAGCCAAGAGAGCGCGCGCUGAUCGUCGCCACCUACUGCUGUAUGAGAAAUUGUGCCAGGAAAAACACUAAGCAAACGACAACAAAAUUCUUUAUGGCGAGAGCAGCAGCCUACAUUUCUUUACUUCAGGUCAGAGCAGGUUGCUCGUUUCUUCUCCAGUGCUGUUAGAUUAGUUGCUGUCUUUGUGGUGAGUCUUUAAUCCAAUGACAAGAGUACCGUUGCCAAAAUGGAAAACAGUCCUUUAUCGGAAACUGUCAUUUAUAACCAAGGGUCACCAUUCCGUGAAGAGGAAUUGAUCUCCAAAGUUAUUCCUCAAACAACUCUGUACGAUACCUAUGUUUCCAAGACAAUUUUAUCUCCAGGCAUCAAGGGACUGAGACCUCAUGUCCAUUCCACAUGCACUUUUGUUGUUGAGAGUCUUGAGCUGCUCGACACAGACUUCUCACAGGUUGUUAAAAGUAAUUCUAUGUUUAGUACAAACAUUGAUCAUAAUCUGGAACUUGGCUCAUGUAAUUCAGAAAUAGAUAAAGCUCUUGAGUUAGUUCUGUUGGAUAUGAACGAGGGUGAGAGAAGUGAAGUGAUAUUGUCUGCCACCAAAAGAGAAGGAAAGCUUAGAGACCAAUUCAUUCUACCCGUCCCUUGUAUAAAGUGUGUCAUAAAUUUAGGGAAAGUAACUGAACUUCCCAAGCAUAAAAAAUCUUCACUCCCUUCAAACAACUAUUUAUUGUCAAUUUUGAAUGCCAGUACUGAAGAAAAACUUGAAAUGGCUCUGAAUGAUAAGUCAUGUGGUGUUGAUUUGUUCAAGAAUGAACGAUAUGUAGACGCCUUCCACAGAUUUGCAUUGGGUGUGAAAAUACUGUUGACAGUUGAUAUGCAAGAACUAACUCCGUCCCUGCAAACUCUACUCUCCACACUUUGUAGCAACAUGGCAGAGUGCCAACUUAAGGAGAACAAUCCCACAAUGGCUGUAUCCUUAUGUGCAAAGGCCCUUCACCAUGACCCUUCUAAUGUGAAAGCAUUGUAUCGCCAAGCCUCAGCCUCUUGGGCACUGGGAGACACCGACCAAGCUGAUUUGUUAUUGCAAAGACUCCUACAACUGGACCCAAAUAAUUUGUCAGCAAAACGCCUCAAUUGUGAAGUACAAGUCAAAAUUAAAAAGUACAAGGAUGAAUACUCCAAAAUGAUGAAGAGAAUAUUCAGUAGCUAGUAAUAGUUUAUAUUAAGAAUUCAAGUGUGUGUAUUAUGAUGCAUGGGUAGAAGUGGAGAAUAAACAGAGCAAUAUUUUUGAGGAAAA